Messenger RNA from Symbiodinium natans, 984 nucleotides. The record is from the annotation of a GenBank genome assembly. NCBI's taxonomy places the organism in Eukaryota, Dinophyceae, Suessiales, Symbiodiniaceae.
AUGGAUGGCGAGCGCUCAAAGCUUGCAGCCCUGUCGCUGCCGCUGCUGCAAGGGCUCUGCCGUGCACGCGGCAUACAACCUGGACGGGCAUCCAAGGAAGACCUUGUGGAGCGCCUUGUGGCGAAGCGGAAAGCGAAGGAUGGUGAGGGCGAGGCAGCCAAGAAACGGCAGGUGCAACAGCAGGUGCAGGUGGAGCCGGAGGUAGCGAAGGUGGUGUUGGUCCAGUCCGGAGACACCUUCGCAUUGGGUUCGGGCUUGAGCGGAAACUUGAGCGGCUUCCGGCCGCUGCGCUGCGGGUGUUGCGCUGAGCUUUUCGAUUUGGGCAAAGUGAGAUUCAGCCACGAUCCAAAGCGAUUCUGGUGCCCCAAAUGCCGUUUUCGUGCCAUGGACCCCUUCAACGAGGUGGUGGACGGGGGACUACUGCACAUGUGCCUCGUCACAUCUGCGGAGCACCGCUUCACUCUGUCUCUUCCUUUGCUGAAGGAGUGGCGCGCCGCUGGCGAGGCGGUGUGGGUCCGCAUGGUGGCCCUGGACUCUGCGGAGCUCCUCCAGGUUUGGCCAGAUGAGCUGACGCUGGAGGCGGAUGGUCGGGAGCUUUUUCGCAUCACGCCCCCAGAGAAGGGUCACCGGCGCCGCGAUGUGCCCCAAGAGCUCACAUACCAGCUCAUGGCCGGCCCCAACGCACUACAGCUCCGAGUGAAUGCUGCCGCAGCGGGGUCGGGGUUUGCCCUAGGUGUGCUGCGUUGCUCGGCCAAAGCGCCGCGGAAGCUUUGUGGUGAGGUGCCAAGGGCGCCGGCCUCCGAGUGCUUGGAGCGGCUCCUUUUUCUUCUCAAAGCGCGGCCGCCCAAGGAGGAAGACUUGCAAUACUUUGUCGCUGCCUCAGAAGGUUUCGACGGAGCGAGCAAGUUCGAGGAUUUGCGGACUGAUGUCUUAGGCCUCGACACGUCUCUCGCUGCUCUGCCCCAUCUCUUUGGAGAGGCUUGA